CUUUCUAGCUGGUUUAGACGAUGACGGAGAGGAAGUCUUUAUACCGGGACGGAAGAAGCGAUUCUCUUCAAGUGUCCGUCGUCCGUCGCGUUCGUACGCCGCUCACGGUUUCCCUAAUACGGCGUAAAAAAAACCCUUUAUUAAAAAGCCAUGGAGGAAGAUGAUCAAAAAGUUGCCGUGAUGCGUAAAGCGUUUCAAAUGUUUGAUACAACGAAAAGUGGUUUCAUCGACACCAUGAAGAUCUCGACGAUAUUAAACACAAUGGGGCAACUAUUCGACGAUGGUGAAUUAAAUGCUUUAAUCGAGGAAAAUGAUCCCGAGGGUUUGGGCAAAGUGAAUUUUGAUGGUUUCUGUAAAAUCGCCGGUCGAUUUCUUGAAGAAGAAGACGCCGAGGCGAUGCAAGAGGAAUUGAAAGAGGCGUUCCGAUUGUACGACCGUGAAGGUAACGGAUACAUUACUACGGCUACAUUGAAAGAGAUUUUGGCGGCGCUCGACGAUAAACUCACAAAUUCCGAUCUUGAUGGAAUAAUCGCAGAGAUCGAUACGGACGGCUCCGGUACGGUGGACUUUGAUGAAUUUAUGGAGAUGAUGACUGGAGAAUGAUCGUGUACUAGAAUGACGAUGAAUUGCCCAAUCACUAAAAAAAACAAUAAACUUUCUUAAUAAAAUAAUAUUUUUCGGAGAAAAA
Cataglyphis hispanica is the source of this 688-nucleotide messenger RNA. It is a transcript of the gene TpnC25D, whose product is annotated as troponin C. The transcript has 3 exons. Gene Ontology annotation, molecular function: enzyme regulator activity; calcium ion binding. The record is from RefSeq and is a predicted model, not a curated record. Bases 151 to 603 code for a protein of 150 amino acids. NCBI's taxonomy places the organism in Eukaryota, Metazoa, Arthropoda, Insecta, Hymenoptera, Formicidae.